AUGACAACUAACUUUAGUCUAGCUAUCGUGUCUUGCUACUUUCUUGUUAUUAUAUCAUUGUCCUGUGCGGUAGGGAAUGAUCACAAGUUACCGUUGGUUAUCAACACUUGGCCAUUCACUGUGGCAACGCGGGCAGCUUGGAAGGUAAUCAAUUCUACUAGCGGUACCCCAUUAGAUGCGGUCGAGCAAGGCUGUACGGCUUGUGAAGUUGCACAGUGUGAUGGAACUGUUGGAUAUGGUGGAAGUCCUGAUGAAAGUGGAGAGACAACGUUGGAUGCCAUGAUCAUGGAUGGAACAUCUCACGAUGUUGGCUCUGUUGGCUGCUUAAAAAGGAUCAAAUCCGCUAUUUCUGUAGCUAGAAAAGUUAUGGAAUUGACCAAUCAUACUUUACUGGUUGGUGAUGAAGCCACUAGAUUUGCAAUUAGUACAGGAUUCAAGCAAGAAAAUUUACAUACGAAUAAAUCAGUCGGUAUUUACAAAUCGUGGUUGGAAAAUAACUGCCAACCCAAUUUUUGGAAGGGAGUUACUCCCAAUCCGAGAAGUAGCUGUGGACCAUAUAGACCUGCUGAUACAUGUCAAUCUCUUGACUGUAAACAAGAUACAAACCACGACGUUAGCAGUGAUAAUCAUGACACCAUAGGAAUGAUUGUCGUAGAUAAAAAUACUAUCGCCGGUGGAACAUCCACCAAUGGUGCAAAUCAUAAGAUAUCUGGCCGUGUAGGCGAUUCUCCCAUUGCUGGUGCUGGCCUUUACGUAGAUAAAGAUAUAGGUGGCUCUGCAGCAACCGGAGACGGCGAUGUCAUGAUGAGAUUUUUACCAAGUUACCAAGUAGUCGAAAGCAUGCGACUUGGUAUGUCUCCUAAGAAAGCAACUACGGAAGCCAUCAUGAGGAUCAAAAAAUAUUAUCCCCAUUUUAAUGGAGCUUUAAUUGCUGUUAACAUGGCCGGCGAAGUCGGUAUAUAUAUACAUUGCAAUAGUUUUAAAAAUCAUUGUAACGUAAACUAA
This is a messenger RNA of Trichoplax adhaerens, 1005 nucleotides long. RefSeq lists its product as uncharacterized. The transcript is spliced from 11 exons. NCBI's taxonomy places the organism in Eukaryota, Metazoa, Placozoa, Uniplacotomia, Trichoplacea, Trichoplacidae. The coding region runs from base 1 to 1005 and encodes 334 amino acids. Gene Ontology annotation, biological process: protein deglycosylation. The record is from RefSeq and is a predicted model, not a curated record. Gene Ontology annotation, molecular function: N4-(beta-N-acetylglucosaminyl)-L-asparaginase activity. Gene Ontology annotation, cellular component: lysosome.